This is a messenger RNA of Neoarthrinium moseri, 756 nucleotides long. RefSeq lists its product as uncharacterized. Gene Ontology annotation, biological process: ubiquitin-dependent protein catabolic process. The transcript is spliced from 4 exons. Gene Ontology annotation, cellular component: proteasome core complex, alpha-subunit complex; proteasome core complex; nucleus. Bases 1 to 756 code for a protein of 251 amino acids. The record is from RefSeq and is a predicted model, not a curated record. Lineage: Eukaryota; Fungi; Ascomycota; Sordariomycetes; Amphisphaeriales; Apiosporaceae.
AUGUCUCGCCGUUACGAUUCCCGAACAACCAUCUUCUCCCCCGAGGGCCGUCUGUACCAGGUCGAAUAUGCCCUCGAGGCCAUCUCACACGCCGGCACCGCCAUCGGCAUCCUGGCCAAGGACGGCAUCGUCCUGGCCGCCGAGCGCAAGGUGACGUCGAAGCUGCUGGAGCAGGACACAUCGGCAGAGAAGCUCUACGUGCUGAACGACAACAUGAUCUGUGCCGUCGCCGGCAUGACGGCCGACGCCAACAUCCUCAUCAACUACGCCCGCACCGCCGCCCAGCGCUACCUCCUGACGUACAACGAAGACAUCCCCUGCGAGCAGCUCGUCCGGCGGCUGUGCGACCUGAAGCAGGGCUACACGCAGCACGGCGGCCUGCGGCCCUUUGGCGUGUCCUUCAUCUACGCCGGCUGGGACCCCCAGAGGCAGUUCCAGCUCUACCUCAGCAACCCCUCGGGCAACUACGGCGGCUGGAAGGCGACGAGCGCCGGCGCCAACAAUGCCAGCGCCUCCAGCCUGCUGAAGCAGGACUACAAGGAGGACUGCACGCUGAAGGAAGCCUGCGGCAUGGCCGUCAAGGUGCUGAGCAAGACGAUGGACUCGACCAAGCUGAGCAGCGAAAAGAUCGAGUUCGCAACGGUGGGGCAGACGGAGGACGGCAAGAUCUACCACAGACUCUGGAGCGCCGACGAGAUCACGGCGCUGCUGAAGGAGCACGACCUGGCAAAGGACGAGAGCGCCGACGACAAAUAG